This is a messenger RNA of Dendroctonus ponderosae (mountain pine beetle), 1752 nucleotides long. It is a transcript of the gene Polr3E, whose product is annotated as DNA-directed RNA polymerase III subunit RPC5. Gene Ontology annotation, cellular component: nucleus; RNA polymerase III complex. Bases 99 to 1628 code for a protein of 509 amino acids. The transcript has 7 exons. Gene Ontology annotation, biological process: DNA-templated transcription. The record is from RefSeq and is a predicted model, not a curated record. NCBI's taxonomy places the organism in Eukaryota, Metazoa, Arthropoda, Insecta, Coleoptera, Curculionidae.
CUUAUCUUUAUCUAUGACGUCUUCUUCUUACUUGUCGUUGCCUGUUGAUGUUUUUCAUACUGUUUUUAAUCAGUUUCUGAUCCUUUCAAAUCACCCACAUGGCUGAAGGUGGUCUCAAAAACGUACCAAUUGUGGAGAGCAGUUCUGAAGACGAGGAUGAUCCUGUGGUGAAAGAGAUUCCCAUCUUCCACUCGAAGAAACUCGAGGACAAGCUGUACCUGUUCCAGUUCCCACUCUUCCAACCAUCCGAUGCUGACGAGAUCAAUGUGCAGAAGUGCAAACUUCGACCGGAAAAUAAGGAAGUUGAACUUCAAAUUGGGAUCGGCAUAGACUGUUCCAACUUUGAUUCAGCUAGAGCCGACUUGAUCGCCCAUGAAAUAGACGGAGACUUAAGCGCGAAAAAACCCAACAAAAAGGUCUACUUUGAGAACGAGACCGCCGACACAGUUUACAUGAAAUCAAGCAGGAGCGUGAAGGAGGGCGAAAACUAUGCGAUAGCCGCCUACAAUGGCAGUGAAAUCCAUCUGACGGCCCUCUCAGAAAUAUUCCAAAUGCGAUCAUUCUACCCCUACUUGGACAAAGGGCUGAAGAAGAAAAAGGAAGUGCUGAAUAAUGACUCAGAUGACGAAAAGCCCGGACCGAGCCACGCCGAGCCGGUGACUGUGCGAUUCAAGCACGUGGACGAUCCAACUAAGAAAGGCUCGUCGAACUUGAGCUACAAAGACCUGCAGGCCCGGAGGAACGAGGAGGCUUGGCUGCCCUGCACUUGGCACGACCAGGACAGUACGGCCAGCAACGUGGAACGACUGAAACUCAUUGCAGACACCACGGAUGACUUGGGCCAGGCUCAGAACUUGACCAAAGAUGAAUACAUCAAGGUGUUGGUGCCUGAGGAUCAGGAGGAGACCCCACGCGAACCGAUGAUGCUCCCCAGCCACGUGCUGUCGCUGCACGCGCUCAGAGGGCUGCCGCUGCAGGAGCAGUGCCGUCUGCUGCUCAAAGACGCCCAUGUCAUUCAGUUCCACCAGAUCAUGCUGCUAUUGGCUGGAGGCGAAGGCGUCACUGCCGACGCCUUGCUGAAGAACUUGCAGAAAGUCGGCGUUCUGGUCAGAGGCAACUGGGUGGUCAAGUCCGAGGUGCUCUAUCCCGAAAACACUUUCUCCGCCACUAGUGGAGUCCCAGCAGAGCUGAUGUGUCGAGCCAGAGACUACAUCUUGUACCUGUUCACUAAACAUCAGUACGUGGAACGCACCAAAGUCUCAUCUCUCCUUAGGCUUCCCACAGAGGAGGUGAAGGAGAUUUUAGCCGGGAUGGCUCAGUUGCAGACCCAUAACAAGGGAUGGGAACUGAGUCUGCCAACCGAUCAAAACUUCCUGUCGAGGCACGCCGAUGUGGCUCAGCGACAGAACCUGUUUUGGGAGCAUCGCUACCACCAGUUAAGCCAGUUUUUGAUCCAGCCUAGUCGUCAGCGACGGAAAAGCAAAAGCGCUUCCGAAAGCGAGGGCGCCAGCGGCAAAGCAAGGAAUCUCAGCUGUUCGGAUAAUGAGGCGGGAGCGGAUGGCAAAGGGAAACCCACGGGCGCAUCGCGCAAGAAAAUGGCCUAUUCGACCGUGAAUGCGCCCAAGUGAUAUUGACUGAAAAUGUAGAUUUAAGGAGAGCAAGGACGGGGCCCGAAUGGGGCAAGCUUGUGGAGAUAAGUUAAGGAAGACGCCUGCCUAUUUGCCUUAACAAUAAAGCACUGAUUUAAUAGUU